UUAAUCCGUGUAAUUUAAAACGUGCUAUGCAAUUAGGCUUAUCAGAGUUUGUUUAUUCAACAGCUAGGUGCAAAAUUUAUCUUGGUCACAAAUGCACUGUUCAUGACAUCCGCUGGUUAAUUACUCAUAGGGUUCCCUAUCCACAUUUACCUAGCUUAUAGCGGUACCGGUAUGCCCGCAAUAGCUCUACUAGCAGCAAUUGGGGAAAAAUUCAAACCCUUACAGUAAAAACGAUCCAAAUCAUAGGCAGUAGGCUGCCUAUCAUUUUUUUCUAAUGUCGCUCAAAUGUAAUCUCCAGCACUUACUCAUAUACAUUUGUUUAUAAUGCAUUUUCCUGCAGUAUGAUGACAUGCAUCCAAAUAUAUUGAUAAAACUAAAAUUUUGCCAUCAGAUCAAACACGAGCCAGGGAAAUGAAAAUGGCUCUUCCUAUCCUAGUGAGGGACACCCGAGUGCAUCGAACACUGCCAGUCAAAAUUCAUACUCGAGUGCGAGUUCGUCACCGAACUUCAAUGCGGCGGAAGUUGGACGCGCUUCUUCAUCUGCGACAGGUUUAUUCGUAAGCCCAGUUCUUCACCCGUUGCGCGAGAAUCCAGGAAAUUAUUCACAGUUGGUCCCUUCCUCCGAAGCUGUCGUAGGCUCCUACGACUCGAUUGCUUUGGACCAUUCAUAUGGGCAGUCACCACACCCACCGAUGACAUUGACUUCUCACCAAAGUGGCUCAGUGAUGGACAGAUGGAUUUCAAAUCACUUUCAACAGCUGAAUCAACGUUCAGCGGAAGACGCAAGACCCAACCGCCGACGACUUUGCGCUUUGCAGCGCAUUUCAGGGGCCAGCUCAAGCCGGCACAACCAAGAACCCCAAUCGAUUCAGCAUGAUUCUUUGAACCAUUUUCAAGCCUCAUUCUCUUCAGACGAUACGAUGCAUGUUGAUGGUGGAAGCUUGAGUACUACGGCGCUACCAUACCCGACGAGACUGGCCGGAAGAGAUACACCGUUGAAUUUCGUGGACAUUCGGAUUGCUGCAUUAAGAGUGGCGGGCCUGUUUCCGGAACGUUGCGUACUAGAUAGUGAUUGGCCAGAAAAUGAUGAGUCUGUGUCAGUAACUGAUCGCAUUAGCAAUAGAAGGCAAAAUUUAACGAACAGGUCUGGUGCUUUCGAACAAUCAGAAGAUAACUUAACAAAUCAAACCAUAAAUGAAACUGAUUCGACGGUCCCACAAGUUAGGUUUGGUGAAACGGCUAACAACUCUCCCAAUAGUUCCACUUCAGAUCACUGUAAUAUUUCAUGGGAUGAUGGAAUGAGCCCUUCAGGAUCUCCUCCAUCAUAUAUCAACUUUGUAAGCGACGAUAGUUACUCCACAAUCUGGCCAGGAGACCGCAACAUGGUUUCAAAUGAGCCGCCUCCCACUGUCAACGUAGACUCCCCCCACGCAGAAUAUCAAGAAAGUUCGAUUGAUGUUGAACUGAACGAAGCUCAACAGAACGAAAAUGUCUACGGCCCGAGUAGUGAUGAAAGCAGUAGUGAAAUUCCUUCCUUUCCAUUCCGACCUGAGCCCCACGAGUCUGAAGACUCGCACGAAAAUUCCUAUUAUUACGGCAUAUUCCCCCAGCCUGUUGCGCCCGCUCCAUCUCCGGUGGGUGUUGAAGACAACGACUCGGCUUUUCAGGAUGACGCGCCAACAUUCGAAGAAUUACAGCACGCAUUUGAAAAUUCUAGGGCUAUCAUUGAACCUACGGAUGAAGAGGUUCAUAUAAAUCACUCCGAAGAAACGCUGGCAGCACGCAGGCGAGCCCAAAACAUUUUACUGCGACCAAACUACCAAUAUCGUCCUUACCCGGAGGCAAAUCUGGAAGAGGGUUCAGGCACGACAACAAGCCAACCCCCUUGCAGCGUUUGUUAUGAAAUUCGUGACUACGCAAUCCAUGAAAACUGCCGCCAUUCCAUCUGCGUUGCGUGUACCAUGAAGCACAUAAGGAUGCGUGGCGACCAAGUCUCGUGUCCCGAGUGUCGCAGGGGGCCGUGGCACCUGUGGGGGGCGUCCAAGGAGUACCUGCACCAUGGGUCCUCCGCCAAGAAGAAGCUCCUCGACAAGGAGGUGACGAGAAGGAUUAACCUCAUGCUCAGGAUGCUCGACGCCCACGAAAUGGAACGAGCAACGCACUUCUUGGGCGACGUGCACGCCAAUCGUAGGACGUGGGCCACGCAGGGAUGGAUGUUGAUGAGGUUUGACCAAUACGAAGCAAGCCUAGCAGCGCUGCAGCAAAGCAGAGGAACAGACGACACAACUGCUCCGUAACGGCUCCGUAGCGGCCCUGCCGUACCAGGCAAACUGUCCACUGCCCCGCACAAGACAUUCCAACUAAUACAGACACAUCUGAUAUACCGUAUGCCCACAAUCCAACAGAUGUCCCAGCCGCUACGAUGCAACUGUUGGCUGCCACUUUUUGCCCAAACCCUGAAACUGCAGCCCAACAGCAACCAA
Molecule: messenger RNA, 2483 nt
Organism: Hyalella azteca
Lineage: Eukaryota; Metazoa; Arthropoda; Malacostraca; Amphipoda; Hyalellidae
Exons: 4
Coding region: 693-2297 (534 amino acids)
Source: RefSeq, a predicted model, not a curated record